Molecule: messenger RNA, 1048 nt
Organism: Dermatophagoides farinae (American house dust mite)
Lineage: Eukaryota; Metazoa; Arthropoda; Arachnida; Sarcoptiformes; Pyroglyphidae
Source: RefSeq, a predicted model, not a curated record
AUAAGAUGUGUUCAAAUGAAAUCUCUGGUGAUAAGAUUUUUUUUUUUUAAAAAAGUUGUCCUUCCAUCACACGUUUAUUAUGUACCGAAGAAACCGACCAAUAAUGAUUUUCAUCACAUUUAACUGGCUAUUUUUGAGUGAUUUAUUGACUACAAGAAAAAAUUUUUUCAUGGAUACAAUUCCAAUACGUAGUGAUGGAUUGAUUACUACGAUUACAAUGUGCAACAAUGCUAAUGAUGUUGAUGACAAUAAAGCUUCACAAUCAAAAAAACAACGGCUUUAUUCAUCAAUCAAAAAACAUUUAUGGAUAUUUCCAUUAACAUGUUUUAUUGGAACUUUGAUAAUCACCAUUGUUCCAUACAUAUUAUCCGUAUAUUAUGGUUAUACUAAUAAAAUAUUUCCACUUAUCAGCGAUUCUGGUGGUUAUCCACCUGGUGCCAGUUUAUUCUCAUCAUUCUUAAUUAUUGGAGCAAUAUUUACAACACUUACUGCAUGGAUUCGUUAUAAACAAGUAAAAUAUUAUCUUCAAUUACAUUGGAAAGAUGAUCAAAACAUUAAUCAAUUGAAAUAUUUAAGAUCAAUCAAUUGGACAUUAGUAAUUUAUAUGAUUUUUUCAUCAUUUGGUAUGAUAAUUUUAGCAUCAUUUCGUUCAACGGAAUCGAUCGCACUGGCUAUUAUACAUUCAAUUGGUGCUACAUUAUCAAUUUUUGGUGAUUUACUUUAUACUACCGGUACCGCAUACCUUUGUUGGAAACUUUAUCGUAUUUAUCAUUUGGAAACAAAACCAAUAACAUUAAUUGUUUUAACCAUUAUAAAGAUGAUAACGGCAAUGAUAUUUACAUUGAAUUUUCUAAUAUCUUGGUAUAUGGCUGGUAAUGAUUUUCUUGAUGCUAAAUAUCGUUCAAAAUGGCCAUAUGGCCAUAGUCGAAUAUUUUUUUUAAUCACAUCAUUCAGUGAAACAAUAUUAUUAAUAUUAAUUUCCAUUGGAUUUUUAUGUUUAUUUAAUCGUAUUCGAAAAUUUAAUGAUUGGAACAAGAUACGUUUCUGA